This is a messenger RNA of Sabethes cyaneus, 4335 nucleotides long. It is a transcript of the gene ry, whose product is annotated as xanthine dehydrogenase. Lineage: Eukaryota; Metazoa; Arthropoda; Insecta; Diptera; Culicidae. Gene Ontology annotation, molecular function: molybdopterin cofactor binding; FAD binding; iron ion binding. The transcript is spliced from 6 exons. The record is from RefSeq and is a predicted model, not a curated record. The coding region runs from base 181 to 4239 and encodes 1352 amino acids.
CGUUCGGAUAGAUAGUGCCCAUCAAGAAUCAGUGAAACAGAAAAAUUAUUUUGUGGCAACAAGUGUGCACACACAGGUUUAUUAUUGUGCUACGGAACGCUUAUCGUAGGAAAACAAUUACCGUGAAUCGUAUCAUUAUCAUUGAUACUAGGUUUAAGUGCCACUAAACCAGACUGCAGAAUGCCUUCGUCCGAUAGAGAGGAUGCAAUCCUGAACGAAUUUCGAGAUCAACAGGCAUUGAUUUUUUUCGUCAAUGGAAAGAAGGUGGUUGAUCCCAACCCGGAUCCGGAAUGUACCCUGCUGACAUACCUGCGCGACAAAUUGCGCCUCUGCGGUACCAAGCUGGGCUGUGCCGAGGGUGGUUGCGGUGCGUGUACCGUGAUGAUUUCGAAAAUCGAUCGAAAAACCGGAAACCGUAUCCUUCACGUGGCUGCUAACGCUUGCCUCACGCCGGUUUGCGGCGUACACGGGAUGUCGGUAACCACGGUGGAGGGCAUUGGAAGUACCCGAACUCGCCUGCAUCCGGUGCAGGAGAGGAUCGCCAAGGCACACGGAUCGCAGUGCGGUUUCUGUACGCCGGGAAUCGUUAUGUCUAUGUAUGCCCUGCUGCGCAGUUCGCCCGUACCGACGAUGAAAGAAUUGGAGGUUGCUUUCCAGGGCAAUCUGUGUCGGUGCACCGGCUAUCGGCCGAUCCUUGAAGGAUACAAAACUUUCACGCAGGAGUUUGGUGGCAUGCAAAAUGGUUCCUGCGCCAUGGGCGACAAAUGUUGUAGAAAUAUGAACGGAAAUGCUAACGGGUGUGCAACGGAAAUAGAUGAUAAAUUGUUUGAUGUCAGUGAAUUUACGCCGUUUGACCCGUCCCAGGAGCCGAUAUUUCCUCCGGAAUUGAAAUUGUCAAAUAAAUUGGACGACGAAGCGUUGGUGUUUCGAUCGAAGACAACUGGCUGGUAUCGACCAACAAGACUUGAUCAGUUGCUAGCUCUUAAGAAGAAGCAUCCGGAUGCGAAGAUCAUUGUUGGUAAUACCGAGGUGGGUGUUGAGGUUAAGUUCAAGCAUUUUGAGUACCCGGUUCUGGCCAAUCCGACUCAGAUUGCCGAAAUGACACGCAUCGAUAAAUUGACCGACGGUUUAAGGGUUGGAUCGUCUGUGACGCUCAUGGAGAUGGAACGUGUUAUGAAGGAGGAAAUCGCAACUCGGCCGGAAUGCGAAACCCGACUGUACCGGGCGAUCGUGGAUAUGUUGCAUUAUUUUGCGGGAAAACAAAUCAGAAAUGUGGCUUCGGUUGGUGGAAAUAUCAUGACCGGUAGUCCAAUUUCGGACCUCAAUCCUAUUUUUACUGCUGCGGGAAUACAGUUGGAAGUAGCUAGUUUGGAUGGUGGAUACCGAAAGGUACACAUGGGAGACGGGUUCUUUACUGGUUAUCGCAAAAACACAAUUCGGCCGGAUGAAAUAUUGGUGUCUAUUUUCGUUCCGAAAACGAACAAAAACCAUCACUUUGUAGCUUUCAAGCAGGCAAAGCGUCGUGACGACGAUAUUGCUAUCGUGAAUGGAGCUUUCAAUGUAUUGUUCAAACCGGAAACGGAUAUCGUAGAACAAAUUCAUAUGGCUUUCGGUGGUAUGGCACCAACGACGGUGCUUGCUAAGAAAACAGCCCAAUCUAUGAUUGAACAGAAAUGGAACAGCGAGUUAGUGGAAAAGGCUAACACCUUGCUGGUAGACGAGCUUCCGUUGAGCCCGAGUGCUCCUGGAGGAAUGAUCCUCUAUCGCAGAUCAUUGACGUUGAGCUUGUUUUUCAAGGCAUAUCUUACCAUAAGCGAGGCUUUAUCGAAACAGUUCCCUAGUCGAGAGCCUAUUCCAGAUCGAGAGAAAAGUGGUGCUCACACUUUUCAUACUUUGAUUCCGAAAAGCACGCAAUUGUUCGAAAAAGUUUCCACCAAUCAACCCACAACCGAUCCAAUUCGAAGACCAAAGGUUCAUGCAUCGGCAUACAAACAAGUGACAGGAGAAGCGGUCUAUUGUGAUGAUAUUCCAAAAUACGGCAAUGAGUUGUAUCUGGCACUAGUGACCAGUACGAAGGCCCACGCCAAGAUACUCUCAAUCGAUCCGACGGAAGCGUUGGCCAUCGAAGGAGUUCAUCGAUUCUUCUCCGCGAAGGAUUUGACAGACGAACAGGGCAAAUGUGGACCCGUCUUCCAUGAUGAAUACGUCUUCUAUAACGAUUUAGUAACCAGCCAAGGACAGAUAAUAGGUGCCAUUGUGGCGGACAGUCAAACUAUCGCACAGAAAGCCGCUCGUAAAGUCAAAAUUAGUUACGAAGAACUGUCUCCAAUUAUUGUAACUAUCGAAGAUGCCAUCAAGAAGCAAUCGUUUUAUCCCGGAUAUCCUAAGCAAAUUGCACAGGGUAACAUCGACGAGGGAUUCCGGCAAGCUGUUCAUGUUGUGGAAGGAGACUGCCGAAUGGGUGGUCAGGAGCACUUCUAUCUGGAAACCCAAGCGUGUGUCGCUGUUCCUAAGGAUUCCGACGAAAUCGAAGUGUUCAGUUCUUCGCAGCAUCCAACCGAGAUACAGCAGCACGUGGCUCAUGCUCUGGGAAUACCAUCGUGCAAGGUGGUAUCUCGGGUGAAGAGAUUAGGAGGUGGUUUCGGCGGAAAAGAAUCACGAGCUGCGAUGCUCGCUGUUCCGGUCGCGUUGGCAGCUUAUACGCUCCGUCGUCCCGUUCGCUGUAUGUUAGAUCGUGACGAAGAUAUGGCCAUAACCGGAACUCGUCAUCCAUUUUACUUUACCUAUAAAGUCGGUGCAGAUAAGGACGGUCGCUUGCUGGCUGGUGAUUUCACAGCAUACAACAACGCAGGUUAUUCGAUGGAUUUGUCAUUUUCGGUUCUCGAACGUGCUAUGUUCCAUAUUCAAAAUGCUUACAAGUUUCCGAACUUGCGGGUUCAAGGAUGGGUUUGCAAGACUAAUCUGCCUUCAAAUACGGCUUUCCGUGGUUUCGGAGGACCUCAAGGCAUGUUAGCCGCUGAAACCAUGAUGCGACACUUGGCUAGGAACUUAAAACGGGACUAUAUCGAACUGGCUGAGCUAAAUAUGUACCAGGAAGGGGACAAAACUCACUACAACGAACCCAUCGUAAACUGCAACGUACGAAGAUGUUGGACCGAAGUGAUCCAGUCAUCAAACUUCCACAAAAAGCGAACCGAAAUCGAGCAGUUCAACAGACAACACCGAUGGAGAAAGCGAGGCAUCGACAUUGUGCCUACGAUGUUCGGAAUAGCCUUCACAGCUCUCCAUUUGAAUCAAUCUGGUGCGCUAAUCCAUGUGUAUCAGGACGGAGCGGUUCUUCUGUCGCAUGGUGGAACAGAAAUGGGUCAAGGAUUACACACCAAAAUGAUUCAGGUUGCGGCAGCGACACUGAAAAUACCAUUCGAAAAGAUACACAUUUCGGAAACCUCCACGGAUAAAGUCCCAAAUACGCCGCCAACGGCGGCCAGCGCUGGAUCGGAUUUAAACGGAAUGGCUGUUAUGAAUGCCUGCAAAAUCAUUUACGAUCGUUUGGAACCCUACAGAAAGCAGUACCCUGAUGGAGAUUGGAAUACCUGGGUUAACAAAGCUUACUUCGAUCGAGUAUCGUUGUCAGCGACUGGAUUCUACGCCACACCCGACAUUGGCUACGACUUUGCCACAAACUCUGGAAAUCCAUUCAAUUAUUUCACCUUUGGAGCUGCAUGCACCGAAGUAGAGAUCGACUGUUUAACGGGAGACCAUCAGGUGAUACGUACUGACAUUGUCAUGGAUCUUGGAUCUAGCCUCAACCCCGCCAUUGACAUCGGACAAAUCGAGGGAGGCUUCAUGCAGGGUUACGGUCUCUUUACGCUGGAGGAAAUGGUGUACUCUCCAACGGGAACGGUUUACUCCCGAGGGCCGGGAGUGUACAAAAUUCCCGGUUUUGCCGAUAUUCCCGGCGAAUUCAACGUAUCGCUGAUGACUGGAGCACCGAAUCCCAGAGCGGUCUAUUCUUCGAAAGCCGUUGGCGAGCCUCCACUGUUUUUGGCAUCGUCUGCUUUCUUUGCCAUCCGGCAGGCCAUCUCCGCCGCACGAAAGGAGGAAAAGCUAAGCGACGAUUUCAAUUUGGUUUCACCGGCGACCUCGUCCAGGAUCCGGCUAGCGUGUCAGGAUAGCAUCACGGUGAAGUUUAAGGAAACAGAACCAGGAUCGUUUACACCGUGGAACGUGAUGCCUUGAAUUGGUAAAUUGAACAGAAAGUGACAGAAGUGGCGCCUUGCUACGUGAAUUAUUCUACUUUGAGUUGAAUAUGAAUGUUAUAAUACUAUUAUGGGU